Messenger RNA from Juglans regia (Persian walnut), 519 nucleotides. RefSeq lists its product as uncharacterized. The coding region runs from base 1 to 519 and encodes 172 amino acids. The record is from RefSeq and is a predicted model, not a curated record. The transcript is spliced from 2 exons. Gene Ontology annotation, molecular function: nucleic acid binding; RNA-DNA hybrid ribonuclease activity. NCBI's taxonomy places the organism in Eukaryota, Viridiplantae, Streptophyta, Magnoliopsida, Fagales, Juglandaceae.
AUGAAAAAGGGUAGUAAAUGUUCUAGACAUGACUUGCAGAUUUUACAGAUAUUGAAUAUUCCGGCUUUGGUUCCUGAUAGGAAGUUUAUAAAGCUAGUUGUUUGGCAAAAGCCAGCUCAAGGGUGGUUUAAGUUGAAUACAGACGGUAGUAGUCUUGGUAACCCAGGUUCUUCAGGAAUGGGUGCUGUUCUGCAAGGUCUCAAAGCUUGUAAGGAUCUGGGGAUUGAUUUUGUGGAAAUUGAAUUAGAUUCUCAAGUAGUGAUCUCGUGGUGGAAUAGGCGAAGGUGUGGGGUGUGGUACCUGGAAGAUUUUUGGGAAGAGACUCUAGCAUUUAUGGAUUCUAUGGUGUGCAUAGUUAGACAUGUUUAUAGAGAGGGAACUAAAGUUGUUGAUUGGUUGGCACGGAGUGGUGCGACUGGAUUGAACUCUGAAUGGAGACUUCUCAGGGAUGUGCCUAGGUUGCUUCGAGGAUUAAUCCGUUUGGAUAUACUGGGUUUGCCAUCUUUGCGUUGCUGUUAG